This is a messenger RNA of Oikopleura dioica, 324 nucleotides long. The record is from the annotation of a GenBank genome assembly. NCBI's taxonomy places the organism in Eukaryota, Metazoa, Chordata, Appendicularia, Copelata, Oikopleuridae.
AUGAUCUACGAAGUGACUGUCAAAAUAAACAGUGAAAUACAGAAGGAAUAUGAAGAGUACAUGAAGAAGCAUAUCCAAGAUGUGGUGAAUACAAAAUGCUUCACGACCGCCAACUGGUUCACUUUUUCUGAGGACAACAACGACAAGAGCAUCACCUCUUACGUCAUCACUUACAAAGCGAAGUCCGAAGAUUCCUUCAACGAGUACCAAAAAACCUACGCCAAAGCCCUCCAAAAGGAGCACACCGAGCUCUGGGCGGAAAAAUUUUCCGCCUCUCGAAGAUUGCUUUUUGAAAAAAUGACCUUUGUCGACUUGGAUCUUUAA